AAUUAUUUAAAGUUGAUGCAAAUGAGUGCCAAGAAAGAGACAGAUGAGAUCCACCAGAAAGUUUUCGUUUUUUUUUGGGAGUGAAAAGCUAAAUCUAUAUGUUCAUUUUGCAUUAAUCGGCCCAAUAUCGCGUUCGGCUACCUAUUCCCUCCAAAUCAAGCCAAAUAAAACUGUGUCCACCAAUCCUUUAAAUCCCUUUGAUUCUAUCGAUUCUUCAAUCACCCCCAAAUGGGAUUCAUCCCCUUCUGAGUUUGAUUACAUACCCUUUGUUUCCAAUCGAAACUUGUGAAUGGCGAGGAAUAAACCCACCGCCGGCAUCGAAAUCAAGGUUCAUUCCCGUCAUGGGGAACACGAGGUUCAACCGGCGGCUGCCAGAUCACGGCCGUCGGGGACUUCUCCGACUGAAUUUGGUCAGUACCGGCCAUUUAAGAAGUGGGUUCCAUGGCUGGUGCCGGUUUUUGUGGUUGCUAAUUCCGUUAUGUUUACAAUUUCUAUGUAUGUUAAUGAUUGCCCCAAGAACUCUGCCUCUUGCGUUGGUAGGUUUUUGGGUAGGUUCUCAUUUCAGCCGCUUAAAGAGAAUCCCCUUCUUGGCCCUUCUUCUUCAACAUUAGAAAAGAUGGGUGCUCUGGAAGUUGAUAAAGUGGUUUAUGGGCACCAGCCAUGGAGAUUGAUCUCUUGUUUAUGGCUACAUGCAGGGGUGUUCCAUAUACUUGCUAACAUGUUGAGUCUUAUUUUCAUUGGGAUAAGGCUCGAGCAAGAAUUUGGCUUUGUUCGAAUUGGAAUGCUGUACAUUGUAUCUGGGUUUGGUGGCAGUUUGAUGUCAGCCCUGUUUAUCCAGUCGGGCAUCUCAGUAGGUGCUUCGGGUGCUCUUUUUGGUCUCUUAGGGGGCAUGUUGUCAGAGCUACUUACGAAUUGGACGAUAUAUGCAAAUAAGCUUGCAGCCUUGUUGACUCUCCUCUUCAUCAUUGUAAUCAAUUUGGCCGUUGGAGUGCUUCCACAUGUUGAUAAUUUUGCUCAUAUUGGAGGAUUUAUCUCAGGUUUUCUUCUGGGGUUUGUGUUUUUGGUACGUCCUCAGUUUGGGUGGGUUAGCCAACGUAAUGCACCUCGUGGAAAUAGAUCGACUUCAAAAUCUAAAUAUAAGCCAUACCAAUAUGUUCUGUGGGUUGUAUCUCUGGUGUUACUAAUUGCUGGGUUUGCAGUUGGUUUGGUCUUUCUGUUUAGAGGGGAAAAUAUGAAUGAUCGGUGUUCUUGGUGCCACUAUUUGAGCUGCAUUCCCACGUCAAAGUGGAGCUGCAACUCGCAGAAAUUCUCUUGCGAGACGAGUCAGUUGGGGAAUCAGCUAAACAUGACGUGCCUAAGCAACGGGAGAAGAGGCUCGUAUUCAUUAACCAACAGUAGCUCCUCAGAAGCAGAACAAAUAUGUUCUCAGCUCUGCAGUUGACUUAGCCUUUGAAUCGAUAUCUUUCCCGCUCCCGUUCACUUCUCUUCUGGUGAUUUCGUCAAUCAACCGUCUCUACUUCCCCUUGAUUUUUGUUGCCAAUGGUGGACUAAACAAUGGACAUUGUGAGACACUGUGGAUGUGCAUAAAUUUAAUAGAGGUAAAUGUACUUUGUUGAAGAUGAUGAUUGUGGAGAUUAGGGAGAGAUCCAUAUGUUCAUGUGAAGUGUUAAAAAGGAACAUGUGUUGCAUUUUAUUUAUAAUUUUAAUUUUUUUCAAUUUGAUUAAUCAAUUGUAUAAUUUAUCCUUUUGUAUAAUUUUAAAUUUUCAAAAUUGCGCCUAAUAGUGAUGGUUUAGAAUUGAAUUUUUCC
Cucumis melo (muskmelon) is the source of this 1808-nucleotide messenger RNA. Its product is annotated as RHOMBOID-like protein 1. Gene Ontology annotation, molecular function: serine-type endopeptidase activity. The transcript has 7 exons. The coding region runs from base 290 to 1441 and encodes 383 amino acids. The record is from RefSeq and is a predicted model, not a curated record. NCBI's taxonomy places the organism in Eukaryota, Viridiplantae, Streptophyta, Magnoliopsida, Cucurbitales, Cucurbitaceae. Gene Ontology annotation, cellular component: membrane. Gene Ontology annotation, biological process: proteolysis.